GAAGACAUGGAUGAUGCAGAAGAAGAGGAGGAGGAGGAGGAGGAAGAAGAAGACGAGGAAGAUGACGAUAGCCCAGAAACAGGUAUUUUAUUUAGUUUUCCCAUCUCGCCUUCUCUUUCCUCUUUUCUCCGCACUUCAAUUCCCUCCCGGCUCCUCUCUCUCUCAAACUAACCAAUUAAUCUUUUCUUCUCUCAACCAAACAGAAAAAUCACAUCCUCUUCCUCUCACCGGUCUCAAAGAAAUCUCCUCUCUCGCGAGCUGGACCGUCUCAAGCUGCAAACCAGGCUGCGGCGUCGGGGCACUACGCUCCCCCUCGACAUCAGACUUCUGGCAAUCGGACGGUCCCCAACCGCAUCUGGUCAACAUUCAUUUCUUCAAGCUCGUCUGCAUUGCGCACAUUCGCAUCUAUCUCGACUUUGACGCCGACGAGUCCUACACGCCCACCAAGAUGCAAUUGCUUGCGGGCACCGGACCCCACGAUUUGCAGGAGUUCAUCCAGCUCAGCUUCGAGCAGCCCCGAGGAUGGAUCGAUGUCGAUUUAACCGGUGUUGGCGGUAGAGACUCUACCGCCGGAGGAACAGGACGACACCAGCCUCCUCCAGCUGCACCGGUCACGGAUCCAGCGACGGGCGCGACAGAAGACGCAUCUGCUGCCGCCGCCGCCCGGCUCGGCGCCGAUGGCAACGUUUUGCGCGCUUUCCUCUUACAAUUACGCAUCACCGAGAACCAUCAAAACGGCAAAGACACCCAUCUGCGCGGCCUACAGAUUUUUGCGCGCGAUCAUAGCACCGACACGGUGCACGACUUGGAAUUAGAUAACCAGGUCCAUGCCAGUGGUCAUCGUAGUGCCCGCCGUCGUGUUCGUCGUGGUAGUCAAGGAAUUAAUUCAAGCGAUUCCGGCGAGGUCACCUCUGGCGAUGAGAACGACAAUGACGACGAUGAGAAUGCAAGCAAUGCCACGAGCGACACCAGCGGUAGCCCUGUCAAAACGCCCGACUGGACAAAACCUCCUCUCCGAAAGAAUAUGCAUCGCAGCGGCAGCGGCAGCGGCGGUGGCGGUGGCGGUGGAAGCACAAGUCGAUUCAAAGAAGAAGAUAUGAACGAUUUUGAUGACGAUGAUGAUGCCCAGGGCGGUGCUCCUGGCUCUGGUCCAGCUUCCGUUCCAAGAGCCCGCAGACAAAGACACAGACCUUUACCCCUGCCCUUGACAGCGGGGUUGGAAGAGCCCGAGUGGAUGCGGGAGCCGGAGUUGCGGUGAUUUUCUUUUCCCUUUUUCUUUUUCUUUUUCUUUUCCUUUUCAUCAUUUUAAAUAUCAAGAAAAAAAGAAAGGAGGAAAGAAAAAAGACGCCCCCUUGUUUGAGAAAAAGAGGGCGCGGGCGUGGUCGCGGGCGUUGAGGCUCUUCUGUUUCAUAAGAUUUUCCCCCUCUUUUCCAGGGUUACCAUACUUCUUCGGCGCAACAUAAGGGGCAUAGAACUAUGGCAUGUGGGAUGGAGUUCCUAGUGGCUUUAUUAUUUUGAUAUGGGAUUUUCUUCUUCUUUUCAGAGUACAAAGGUAGACUAUAUGACUACGGAGCAAGGUAGCCUUUACAACUAAUGAGUAAGGUAGACUUAUAAGACAAUGG
Molecule: messenger RNA, 1622 nt
Organism: Xylona heveae TC161
Lineage: Eukaryota; Fungi; Ascomycota; Xylonomycetes; Xylonales; Xylonaceae
Product: galactose-binding like protein
Exons: 1
Coding region: 62-1258 (398 amino acids)
Biological process (GO): anaphase-promoting complex-dependent catabolic process; protein K11-linked ubiquitination
Cellular component (GO): anaphase-promoting complex
Source: RefSeq, a predicted model, not a curated record